AACUUCUCAAAUACUUUCUUUGUGCUGAUCCUAAAUCUAAUAAAUAGUAUGUUAACCAAACACGGCCUCCGAAACACACGAACCCGCCGGCGAAAACGACCGGUGAAUGCGCCAUCGAAGCUCGCCUCUUUUCGCCUCAUCCCUGUUUUCCACGCGAUGGCGAGUUCUUCCUUUGCCUAGCUGUAUCUCAUGCUCUUCAUCUUCCGAAAUCCUAACAACGGAAAAUUGCGCUCCUGCGUAGCUGCGCUUCGAUGUCAGCGCCCAAGUUAUUGGCAGAGUACGGAAAAUCCAGCCGAUCCACCUGCAAAAUAUGCAGCAAGAAGAUAGCUGCUGGUUCCCUCAGGUUAGGCUUAUCCACCAAGGACCCUAGAGGGUUUGACAUGGUGAAAUGGCAUCAUUUGAACUGCUAUUCGAAUGACUUCCACCCGCUCGGCGCGCCAGAGGAAAUCAAGGGAUUCUCUUCCCUGAAGGGCUCUGAUCAGGACUCUCUGAGGAAACUGGUGGCCGAAUCAUCCUCGUCUCAGUUCAUCAAUGGUGAUAACAGAAAGGAGACCGAAGAAUCAGAGGAGGUGGAAAUUAAAAAAAGAAAGCUAUUUGGAGCUGAAGAGACAAAUUUGGAGGUGAAAUUUUCCCUUUCUGAUGUCAGGAAUAAGUACAAGGAUGCUAGCCUUCCACCAAACUGGAAAGCCUUCAAGACUAUCAUUUUUAAUGAACCGGAAGAUGGUCUUCAUGAUACAGAAAAAAUUGCUGCAUUUGAUUUUGAUGGAUGUCUUGCUAAUACGUCUGUGAAAAGAAUUGGUGCAGAUGCGUGGUCUAUUAUGUAUCCAUCCAUUCCAGAGAAGCUGCAAGAGCUCUACAAUGGAGGACAUAAACUGGUUAUCUUUACAAAUGAGUCCAACAUCGAGCGCUGGAAAAAUAAACGACAACAAGCUGUCGAUUCUAAAAUAGGUCGACUUGACAACUUUAUUAAGCUUGUAAAAGUUCCAAUUCAGGUACUCAUAGCUUGUGGACUAGGAAGCAGCAAGAUGGAUAUUGAUGACCCAUUCCGAAAGCCAAUGACUGGAAUGUGGAAAGUUUUUACUGAGCAUUUCAAUUCUAGCAUAGCCGUUGACAUGAGCCAGUCCUUUUAUGUUGGUGAUGCAGCUGGAAGAACAAAAGACCAUAGUGAUGCUGACAUCAAAUUUGCUCGGAAUCUAUCUUCAUUAAAUUUUCGAGCAAUAGGCUUAAAAUUCUUUACUCCCGAGGAGUUCUUCCUUGCUUGAGGCUUUACGUGUCUGGAAAUUUAAAGUUUUGACACUCGGCAGUUUUACCCUGAGAAACCUGCAGGUCGAGUAGCAGUAUAUUAUAUAUUUUUGAUAUUUUUGUUUUAGCUGAUUCUGUUAAUGUUGCUAGUAUUUCUAUUUUAAUUUAUAAUUGUCUUUCUACAUGCAUAUUACUAAGCCACAAUACAUUAGUUUUUGUUUCAGAAAUUUU
Molecule: messenger RNA, 1473 nt
Organism: Phalaenopsis equestris
Lineage: Eukaryota; Viridiplantae; Streptophyta; Magnoliopsida; Asparagales; Orchidaceae
Product: polynucleotide 3'-phosphatase ZDP
Exons: 12
Coding region: 252-1262 (336 amino acids)
Biological process (GO): DNA repair
Molecular function (GO): zinc ion binding; polynucleotide 3'-phosphatase activity; double-stranded DNA binding
Source: RefSeq, a predicted model, not a curated record